CGAAUUUGAAUGCCUUGCGGGUGUGACGGAUAGACUCUCUUAAAUCCUCCCCAUCCAUCGCUGCAUUGUAUCGAUACCAUUCACGGCCGGCGCCAGGCAGCCCUCCUCCUCACGCGAAGAGAGAGGUUAGAGCUCUAUGGCGGGCAAGUCGUCGGCCAUAUCGUCGAUUCUCCACUUGGCGAAGGGUGAGAGGCGGGGUGUCAACACCUCUAUCCUCGAUGGCAGCGGGCUGCGGCUGGGGCAGGAGAGGAGGAACUUCAACGCCUACAUGGUCUAUGAGUCACAGGUGGGCGAGGGCAUGGACACCCGCACCAAGCAAGGCAACACACACGUGUGACGUGCAUGCAUGGCACCGAUAAGCCACAUCUAUCAACCAUGAGUAUGCGUGUGUUUCUGGCCCCGUGCGUCGUGGCUGCAGAUGCGGAGGAUUCUCCUCCGUUUGAAGGUGUUCCUCAUCGGCUAUUCCAUCUGCGUGGUCGCCAUCGCCCUUGGCUGCGGCAUCAAGGUGGUGCUGGACUCACAAGUACAGAGAGACGCCACUCAGGCCUUCGAACGGUCAUACGACCACUACUACGCCGCCUCUAAUCUGCUCUCUAAGGGCCACGCCACGCACUUCAAGCUCAUAUCCACUUCCCCUCCCGAAGCACCGGCUGAGAUGGCUGCCUUCUCCCUGCAGCUGCAGCGAUUCAAGCAAUUGGGGAGCCCGGCGGGGGAGGUGAGAGAUUAUGGGCAGGAGGGGGCGGCCGACAAGCUCAAGAAGGCCGAUCCGUACCGGCAGCAGAUGAUCACCGUUGGCGAGGAGGUCCUGGUCAUCUUCACCGCCACAAGUGGCGUCAACGAUACAUUUGGGGACGUGCGGCUGUCUCGCCAGAAGCUCGAGGAGAUGGUGGCGGCGCAGACGUCUUAUGAGAGCAUUGUGAGCGGUGUAAUAGCCGAUUUGAAGGACGAGCUGGACGAGCGGUGGGAGACAAUGGUGUCCCUGCCCAUCGUCAUGGUCUCUGUCCUGGGGGCACUCUCUGUCAUAUGCGCGCUGCCGCUAUUCGGACUCUCAGGUGCGUCGAUGAGACACGCACCAAGGAAUGGGAAACACACACACGCUCGAUUUCUGUCUCCUCUCUUCUGUGUUGCGACUGACUGGUACACAUGCAGGUUAUCUGUCCAACCUCUUCAACACGGCCUGGACGGUGGCCCAGCGGUCCGAUGAGGAGCUGUCCCGAAAGCUCAAGAAUCUCUACACCGUCGCCCACCUGGUGCUCACCGAGCGACUCCUCUCUCGCCUCAUCGUCUGCGCAGGGGCGACGGCCCUCAUCCACUCGGCAUUCACCUGCCUCACCUCUCGAGAAGCGUCGCCCGGACCAGACGGAGAGAGAGGAAAGGACGCAAAGGGCAAGAGAAAGAGGGUUCCGACGGCGAAGCGACGUGCGGUGAUAGGGAAGCUGAUUCGGAUGCUGGAGAACAACAUGCGGUAUCUGCUGAGGUCGGUGCACUCGGCCGACGAGUACCUGAUGGCGGAGGCCGAUGUCAUGGAAGUGAGCGGAGUCGGGAAGGAAGGAAUGGAUCAUAGAAGGGAAAACUCUCUUUGUGUUCUCAGCUUCAUGCAGAGCACCUGGACCUGAGGUCAUGCGUUGAGGAGUGCAUCGAAGUAAAUAGGAGACGCCAUAUAAGAUAUGGAUGUCAACAACCGAAUCGUCCUUAUCUGUCGUUCGCAGAUAUUCUACAAUCGUGCAGCAGCCAAGGGCAUUACUCUGUCCUGCACCUUCGGCCCCGGAGUGCCCUCUACCAUCAUAGCCGACGAAGGCAAACUCAGGCAAAUACUCAUCAAGGUCCGCCCGAAACUCCCAUGCCCCGCACCCACACAUCACACCGAUAUCUCUCUGGUCCAUUUCUUUCUCAGCUGCUGUCCGGUGCCGUGGAGAACACCAAUUCCGGCGGCGUAGACGUGUUUGUGGUGGUCAAGACAAUUUUGCCCCUCGACACGAGCGCCGAUAUUACCUCACGCCGGCCGUCGGCACUGGGCGGCUUUGGGUCCAUCUUCGGCGGGUUCGACCUCGGCAGGGUCCUAGGGCUGCCCGUGUCGCUCUUCACCAUGCCCCGUGCGGGCCAGAAGAAGCUGCUCGAGACGGGUCGGCUGCUCAACUACGUGAUCCAGUUUGAAGUCAAGGACACGGGCGAGGGGCUGCAGGACGCAUCCGACAUACUCGACCCAAUGAGCCUCAAGCACAAGUACGUGUGUGUGGGCAGGAAUGCAGAGCAGACAGAGGCAUGUGGAGAGACAAGAGAAGGAAAUGCUCGGUGUGUUCUGUGUGCGUGUAUCUAUGUGUAGGGCUGGUGAGGGUCUGCGGCUGUUGGUGGCUGGCAAGAUGGCCCAGGUGAUGGGCGGACAAAUGGAGAUCCUCUCCAUACCCAGCAAGGGCACCAUCACCAAGUCAGCAAACGGAAAAGGACGAGAGAGAUAGAUGGCUUGGCGAGCAUGGUAUUCUUUGUCUGUCUGUCAGUUUUUCGAUCUCGGCCCAGGGUCGGUUCCAGCCCUCCGACUUCCACCCAGACCUUCCCACACUCCUCAACUUCGGCAAAGUGCCUCUGGUGCGGACGAAAUAAAGCAAAGAGAAGAGGCAGCCAUCUAUCUCUUUCUUUGCACAUGUCUCUGACAUUCAUGUGUACUUGUGUCAGUUGGUGACUCUGGGUCUGACGCCCUCAUCCAAGGGCUACUUGACAAGCCUCUGUCAGGACCUGGGCCUCAACUGCCAGCACGCGGCGUGCGUCAACGAACUGCUCACCAUCAGCGUCAAGGCAAAGAAAGAUCCCCCCUCCGGAGAGCGCGUGGGCAUGUGUCUCCAUUUCUGGCUGGUUCAGGGUUACUUGUGUUGCGUGUUCAUCGGGGAUGUGGUUCAAUACAAGGAGGGCCAGCCCGCCGACAUCCUGGACAUCCUGCAGUCCCACCUGCAAAAGCACCAGCAGCUGAACAGAUUGGGCACCAAAGACAUGACGGUCGGCCGGGAAGCCAGCAUACCCAUCCUCAGGAAACAGGAGUCCAUGCAGCUCUCCCAAAACACCGAAUUCUCCAGGGUCAUACUCUUCUCAAGGGUCAGUCAGAUCAACGCCCCCCUUGCACCCUCCCCAUCAUCCUCCCAAUACCAACACACACACACAUGACUCCCCCUUGUCUCUUGCAGGAGUCAGCCUUGAUUCAGGCAGGUGGUCAGCGCAGCUCAGUCAUCGGCGCGUCUCUGUCCUACCCCGCCCGCGCCCCGUCGGCGAGCAGCGCCAACCUUUCUCCAGUUGCGACCAACGGCAAGGCUCAGGCGCAGCUGCCGCUGCCCCCACGGGCACCGUCGGGCGACUACGUGUACCGCGACCCCAAUAUGAUCCCGAGCCCGCGGGAGAGCCCCAUGCCGAUGCACAUCGACACCGAGGUGGCGGCCGCCAGGGUGCCUUCCAGGACAGGCAGCGUCAGACCCUCAAUGGCCACCGUGUUCAACCCUGAGGAGGUCGUGUGGUAACAAAAAGUGGUCUUGCGUGUCUGUCUGACGACCGAUGGCUGGUCUGGUCUUUGUUGUGGUUGCUGGUUGUGCGCUUUGUAGGACGACGGAGCCGCUGCGGACAAAAGAGGUCAUUGCGCUCAUCAUCAACGGAUUCAAACCUGAAGUGUACGCACCCACCACGCACUCUGCACCCCGCACUCUCCCUGGCCCUCUGUCUGUCCAUCAGCUGGGCUGAGGCGGCCGCCUCGCCCAAGAAGGGCGGCGACAAGAACCACAAGAUUGCACCCAACAACGGCCUCCCCACCACCUUCGCAGACAUCACAGCCGGCGGACAGGCGAUGGAGGUCGUCGGCUCACCCAAGAGCGUCAGCUCAUCGGGGAGGAGCCCACGCUCGCCCACCCACGGGGCCAAAGGGGUGAUGGCUCAGGUGCAGCGGCUGUCCAAGGUGGAGCUGCUGGAGCUGGAGGACGAGACGGCGGCGAGGGUAUUCGGCUCGCUCCUCACCCAUGGAUACCCCAGACACCUGGUGCCCUACCUCAAUCUUGUCAUCAAGUGAGGCAGCCAGUGGGCGGGGUGUCACGAUAUGAUCUUCUGACUUGUGUCUCCGUCGGUGUGCGCGUCAGGUCAUUGAACGACACCUCUUGGCGGGCGAGUGCUGGCACCAUCAACAGCGUCUGCUGCUCACAGGUCCGCCGUCCGCGCGCCAGUGCACCUCCCACCCCACGGGCAUCCUGUCCUUGCUGCGUGUUCGCAGGCCAAGUUCGUGCCGUUCAUUCCGGAGGAGGCGCUGCACCGUGAGGCGAUAGAGGAGCUGGAGCACUAUUACAGCGAGAAGGACAAGGGUGGCAGCCGUGACCUCGACGACAUGUCCCAGUACGAGGAUGUCGAUGAGGAUGCCGACGAAGAGGCCGAGGAGUCGCCUGCCAGCCAGACCGACCCCACAGAAAAAGACGACACCGCACUCCAGCAGCAGCAGCACCAAGAGCCGCCUGAAGAAGAGCAGGAGUCCAUUGAAAGAGACACAAGAAGUCGAGCUUCGUUCAUGCUGUCCCGGUCGCGAAGACAGUCGCGUGCGUCGUUUCUGGGUACGGAGGAUGACGGCACGACGACGCCGAGGUUCACCUGUACCAAGUAUGAGGGCAAGAUGCACGCGGCGCCAGUGCAGCCUGAGGAGGUGGGCGUGAGCCCCAAGCUGAUGGCACGGAUGAACUCGCCAAGCGUGACCAAACCUGCACGGCCGUCAUCGGCUGCAGUGACGGUGAGCCAGAAAUGAAGGAGAGCCGUGUGACUGACUGAAAGGGAGAACAUGUAUAUGGAUCCAUGGGUACCCGUGUGUGGUGUGUAGUCUGUGUUGGAGAUGGGUGGCGAAUCGCUGGAGGAGUUCCUCAAGUGGGAGUGCGACAUUCUCAGCUGGCCACUCGAAAAGACCGCCAGGACUGUGAGGUACGUCAAUGCAUUAAAUGGCCUGACACGAACCAAUUUUUUAAUGACACACACGCACAUGUCUCACUUUCUCUGUCACACCCUCAUGCUUCAGGCUCUUGCUGACGUCAUUCAGGUAAGCUAAGCCGGCCUCUGCACUGCCACACAUGACUUUUUAUGUGUAUUGUGUGUCUGCAUUACCUGCCUGCAGUGAGGAGGGUGGUUUGAAGACGAGCCGUUCGACGAUCAGUUCGUUUGUGGCGACGAUGGUGCACAACUACCACCACUCAAACUACUACCAUAACUUCUGGCAUGGCGUCUCAGUCGCGCAGGUAGGGAUGUGAGUGAGACACAGACACACAAGUGUUUGGUGAUUGAAUGCGGCGGGUUGAACGAACAGGUGAUGGCGAUGUUUCUGACUGCUAGUGACCUCCGGCCGAUCUAUAACGGCGUCGACAAGUUCGCACUCGCCAUCGCUUGUAUGGUCAAUGGCAAUGGCACUCACUCAGCACAUAGCAAAGGGACGCGGCGUGACAUGACGUGUCUCUCUCCCUCCCUCCCUGCUGCGGAUUUUCAGCGUUGGGUCACGACACUGACCAUCCCGGGGUGUCCAAUCGCUACCUCACAAGUGCUUGCAGGUAGGUACCGAGAGGGUUGCAAUCAUUGCAAUGAUGGCAACCCGAGAGAGAGACAAUGGCUGAGUUGUCCUGUGUGUGCAGUUUUGUGGCUCGUCUGUACAAUGAUGCCUCGGUGCUCGAGAACCACCACUCGGCCCUCCUGUUUGAAGUGCUCGCGUAGGCAACCACACCACACCACACCACACACCCCCGUACCUACCGUGCUUUGCCUUGGCUGCAUGGCUGCUUCUUGAAUUGCGUGAUGGCAGUCGCGAGGAGUCCGACGUGUUCAAUGCGUUGCGCGACAACAGCCACGCCCCUUUGCACUCGCGAGUGGGGAGCGGCGACAAGGGCGGCAGCACCGUGAUGGUCACCUGGCCGAUGCUCAGGAAACGAAUCGUCAACGCCAUCCUCGCAACAGACAUGGCCAAACACUUCGACAUCGUCAAAGACCUCAAGGAAAUCAAAGCUGCCGUAAGACAGUCAGACACACACUAUGAGACAGACAGACGGCCGCGUGCACUUGUGGUGUGUCUGUCCAUGUGUGUGUGUGUGUGUGUGUGUGUGUUUAGGAGAUGCGUGGCGAGGAGGGUCGUCCGACGAUCACUGGCGUCAGUGACGUCUACCAGCUGUAUGAAAUGUCGCUGAUGCACGCAGCCGACAUCUCCAACCCAACACUGCCCUUCUACCUAUACCGGGAAUGGGCCGUGAGAAUCGUUGCUGAGUUCCACGCACAGGUUCGCACGCGCCAUCAAACACACACGUGCCUCGUGAAUGUGCGUGUCAAUCAAUGGGUGUGUGUGUGUGUGUGAUAGAAUUUGCUGGAGGCUGGUGAGCAUCUGCCGGUGUCGAUGCCGAUGGUCAAGGGCAUCACUGAGCUCGACGUCGCCAACUCACAAGUCGGAUUCAUCGGUAGGUACACAUCACAUCGGACAGACAGACAGACAGACACUCACACACCACACCUACAAAGAGACAGAGAGAGCACCGAGAGCUCUGUGGAUCAGAUCACGUCUCACUCACUCAUUUGACUUACUUCAGAUUUCAUCUGUCUGCCGUUAUUCUCGGCGCUGACUGCCAUCUUCCCCGUCGGCCUCACACCCAGACUCGCACUCAUGGAGGAAAACAGGUAUGUGGGUGUAUGAUUCACAACAGGCAGGCGCACGCUCUUUCGUGUCUCAUCUCUCAAUGAAAGGAUUCAUGACGCCAUCACGCCAACAGGGACCGUUGGAAGCAGAUUCGCGAUAACCUGGCGGCCACACAGAAGACAUUCAAGCACCGCACUAGCACCGAACACCACCAACAGCCACAGCCACAGCCACAACUACAACAGCAGCAGCAGUCGGCGUCCCCCCGCCAGUCCAAGGUUCACAUCCCCCCACCCACAGCACCGGAACCCUCGCCCUCGCCGCCACCACAGCCGGCGCAGGAGGCGCCACUCACUCUGCCGCUCAACACGCCCGAGCAGCCGUCGGAUGCUGCCGCAGAGGACGAGAGCGAGACACGUCAUCAAGAGGAGCCAAAUGAAGGUCAUGAGCCAGGGGGUGAGGGGGAGAGAGAGGCCAAUGGCGGCGAAAGGGAAGACCGUGGCAACGGCAACGGGGGGGAAGGGGAGGGGACGGAAUGACAUUGGCCAUCUUGUGAGGGUUUGGUUUGUCACACAUCGUCUUUGACUUCGCUCGGUGAGGUUUCUUGUGGGACACAUGCGGCAUGUGGGCGGUUUCUCUUUCUUCUUCUUCUUCUUUGGCGGGCUGGGCUGGCCUUUGUUUGUCUCAGCCGGCCCGGUGUGUGCGUGUAGGUGUACUUGCUGUACGUGUGGAUGGGGUUGGGUUCAUGGAUGGACAGACAGACAUGCUUUAUUUUGCCAACGCUCGCGGAGGGUAUAGGGCGUGGGUGGGUGGGUGUUGCUGGUUGCUAACAG
Vitrella brassicaformis is the source of this 7443-nucleotide messenger RNA. Lineage: Eukaryota; Vitrellaceae. The record is from the annotation of a GenBank genome assembly.